Messenger RNA from Eriocheir sinensis (Chinese mitten crab), 919 nucleotides. Its product is annotated as spidroin-1-like. NCBI's taxonomy places the organism in Eukaryota, Metazoa, Arthropoda, Malacostraca, Decapoda, Varunidae. The record is from RefSeq and is a predicted model, not a curated record. The transcript is spliced from 2 exons. Bases 485 to 907 code for a protein of 140 amino acids.
AGUCGUUCUUUGGGCGGUGGUGAGGACAGACGUGCCGUGCCGCCCUUCGUCCCUCGCGCGCUCCCUGCCUGCUCUCCCCCCACCCCCCCACGGGACGCCUGCCUGCCUACCUGUUGAGUGUUUCAGAAGCUGGACGAAGAGUGAGAGAGAGAGAGAGGGAGAGAGAGAAAGAGAGAGAAGAGAGCGAACGAGCCGGAGGAAUCGAGAGAAAGAGAGAAAGAAAACGAGGUAACGAGAACGAGUGUGUGAGAAACCAGAAAAAAAACAGGAAAAAAGCAGGAAAAAAGCAGAGAGGGGGAAAGCAGGUGGGCGUACUGGUUGGAGAGAGAAAGAGAGAGAGAAAAAAAGUGCCGGGUGGUGAGGCGGGCGGGACAGGUGCGUUCGGGCAGGUAACAGGUGUGUCAUGAGCCAGUGAGAGUGAGUCGCCCAGUCAGUCAGUCAGUCAGUCAAUCCGUCAGUAAGUCCGUCAGUGCGUCAACCAGCCAUGAGUGGAACCUCGGCUGCCAGUGAGCAGAUCCAGCAGGCAGCAGCAGGCGGCGCAGCAGGAGGCGCGGUAGCAGCAGCAGCAGCAGCAGUAGGAGCAGCAGGGAAUGGAGGCCCUGCUGGAGGAAGCGCCGCAGCAGGAGGAGGAGCAGGAGGAGGCGCAGCAGGGGGAGCAUCAGCCGCCUCCACAGCCAACGCCGUGUCCCUCUCCGCCGCAGCACUCGCGCAGGAGGGCUCGGACGGGCUGGGGGCGCUGAAGGGGAGCAGUCCGGGCGGCUCCCCCUACCGUGGCUCCCCUAGAGGCGGCCCCACCCUCACGCGCUCGCAAACCCUCGGCCCCGGCGCUAGCUCCGGCCUGGACGAGAAGCGGGAACGUCCGUCGGGCCUCGGCAGAGUGUUCAACCCGCCCAAGCUUGAGAGGUGAGUGUGGGGGGUG